AUUGACCGAAGAUCAAUCAUACACAAACACUUGGGCUUACAAGUACUACAGGUCGAGCUCCUGUUUGUUAUACACAGUCAUAAUUCAUUGAGAAAGCUACUUUCCUUGCCUAGCUAGCUAGGCGCACGAGUUGGCGCGCCGCCGGCCAUGAAGGGCGGCCUCUUUGUCGUCGGUCUCCUGGUGGCGGCCCUUGUCGGUGCGGUCGCGGCGAGCACUGAAGCGGUGCGGCGGCCGGUGGUGCCGGCCAUGUUUGUGCUUGGGGACUCAACGCUGGACGUGGGCAACAACAACCACCUGCCGGGGAAGGACGUGCCCAGGGCCAACCAGCCUUUCUACGGCGUCGACUUCCCCGGCAGCGCCAUUGCCACCGGACGGUUCAGCAACGGCUACAACAUCGCCGACUUCAUCGCUAGGUACCUGGGGUUCGAGAAGAGCCCUCUGGCUUAUCUGGUGCUGAAAUCACGCAACUAUCUCAUCCCUAGCGCUCUCACGAGAGGAGUGAGCUACGCCUCUGCUGGAGCUGGCAUCCUGGACUCCACUAGUGCGGGAAACAGCAUCCCGUUGUCGAAGCAGGUGCGCUACUUUGCGGCGACCAAGGCAGAGAUGGAGGCCGUAGCCGGCAGAGGCAACGUGUCCAGGCUCCUCGCUCGCUCCUUCUUCCUCCUCGGCGUCGGCAGCAAUGACCUCUUCCAGUCCACAGCGACCACCCAGGGUGAUGUCAUUGCGCUCUACACAACUCUCAUCUCCAACUACACUGCUGCGAUCAAUGAUCUGUAUGUGAUGGGGGCGAGGAAGUUCGGGGUCAUCAGUGUCAGCCCGCUGGGCUGCGUGCCAGCGGUGCGCGUGCUCAACGUGACCGGGGCAUGUAACGAUGCCAUGAACCAGAUCGCCAUGGGAUUCACCGCCACACUUAAGUCUGCACUCGCCGGCCUCGCCCAAAAGCUCCCAUGCCUUGCCUACUCCCUCGGCGACUCCUUCGCCGCCUUGGAGACAAACUUCUCCAACCCGCAAGCAGCCGGGUAUGUGAGCGUGGACAGCGCCUGCUGCGGGAGCGGGAGGCUGGGCGCUGAGGGCGGCUACUGCACGCGGAACUCCAAGCUGUGUGCCGACCACGACGCCUAUGUGUACUGGGACUGGAUCCACGCCACGCAGCGGGCUGCCGAGCUGGGUGCCCAGGCGCUCUUCAACGAGGGCCCGGCCCAGGUCACUGCACCCAUCAGCUUCGGGCAGCUGGCCGACGAGAGAUGACGACACAUGCACUCUCUUGACACGUUGUAGCUGUAAUGUUUUUGUAGGGAAUAGUGUAGCUGUAAUCUUGUUGUUCUGAAUCGCAAUAAGCUACGAAGCUCCUCUAAGAAAAGCAAUAAGUUGGGCUGGAUCUUUCCAUGACACGUUGCUUCAUUGUAUUUGGAUUUGGUUUGUAAUCCAUGUUUGCUUCAUUUUGA
Messenger RNA from Triticum urartu, 1445 nucleotides. RefSeq names its product GDSL esterase/lipase APG. NCBI's taxonomy places the organism in Eukaryota, Viridiplantae, Streptophyta, Magnoliopsida, Poales, Poaceae. The record is from RefSeq and is a predicted model, not a curated record. Gene Ontology annotation, molecular function: hydrolase activity, acting on ester bonds.